AUGGCCGCAACCCCCCCAACCGUCCGUGUCGGCUGCUUCUCGGCCUUCUGGGGUGACUCCCCAACCGCCGCCGCACAACUAAUCGCCUCCGGCAACCUGGACUACCUGGUCGGCGACUACCUGGCCGAGGUCACCAUGUGCCUGCUAACAAAAGCCCGCCAGCGCGACCCCGCCCUCGGCUAUGUCCCCGACUUUGUCUCCUCCGUCUUCAAGCCGCUCCUGCCCGACAUCCUGGCCCAGGGUGUCAAGGUCUUGACCAACGCCGGCGGCCUCGACCCCAUCCGCCUCAAGACAGUGCUCGACAACCAUGCCGCGAGCGUCGCCGACUCGCUCCCGCGACUCCCGCGCAUCGCCGUCGUCUAUGGCGACGACGUCGUCGACAUCCUAGACGACCUCAGGCCCCUCUUCCGCCCCGUCUCCACAGCCGGCGAGCCCGACUCCCUGCCGCCCACACACACACCGCCCAUGUCCGCAAACGUCUACUUUGGUGCCACAGGUCUGGCCAUGGCCCUCGACGCCGGCGCCGACUUUGUUGUCACAGGCCGCUGCGUCGACUCGGCUCUCGUCCUCGCCGCCCUCAUGUCCGCCUUUGCAUGGUCGCCCCACGACUACCACAAGCUCUCCGCCGGCUCGCUCGCCGGACACAUUCUCGAGUGCGGCGCCCAGUCCACAGGCGGCAACUUUACAGACUGGAAGGCUUCCGCUUCCGCAGGCCCCCACAACUGCUCCUGGGCCAACAUUGGCUUCCCCAUUGCAGAGGUCUGGCCAGACGGCCGCUUCGUCAUCACAAAGCCGCCACACACAGGCGGCCUCGUCACCGUCGGAACAGUCUCAGAGCAGAUCGUCUACGAGAUCGCAGACCCCGCUGCCUACAUCCUGCCCGACGUCGUCUGCGACUGGCGAAAUGUCUCCCUCACUCAACUCGGCGAGGACGUCGUCGCCGUCGCAGGCGCUCGCGGCCUCCCGCCCACCCCUUUCCUCAAGCUCGGCCUCACUCUCCUCGACGGCUACCGCGCAGAGGCUUCGCUCCUCGUCCCCGGCUUCGAUGCCCCCGCAAAGGCCAAAGCCGUCGCAAACGCCAUCUUCCUCCGCGCAACCUCAGCCCUCGCCUCCCGAAACGAGCAACCCUUCCUCGACACUCGCGUCGAAAUUCUCGGCGCCGGCGCCCUCUUCGGCCCCUCUUACCCCUCCGCCGCAAAAGAGGUCGUCCUCCGCCUCGUCGCAAAGCACACAAACCCCGCCGCCCUGCGCGCCUUUGCCAAAGAAGUCGCCCCGGCUGCCACAGGAAUGGCCCCGGGCCUCUGCGCCGCCACAACCGGCCGCCCGCGCCCCGUCCCCUGCAUCUCCUACUCCGCCGCCCUUGUCCCAAAAUCAGCCAUCUCCACUCUCACAAUGGUCUGCGGUACAGACCAUCCACUCCACUUUCUCGAGCCUCAUCCCGAGCCUUUGCAUCCGCCGCCCGCAACUCCCCCGCCCGCCGAAAUCCCCCCCGCAACCAUAUCCGGUCCGCGCGCCACCGUCCCGCUCAUCGCCAUCGCCUGGGGCCGCUCCGGCGACAAGGGCGACGCCGCAAACAUCGGCAUCAUCGCACGCCGCCGCGAGUUUUACCCCGAAAUCAAGGCCCAGCUCACCACAGACGCAAUCGCAAACAUCCUCGCUCACCUGGUCGACGGCCACAUCGUGAGGUACGACCUCCCGGGCCUCGCCGCUGUCAACUUUGUCUGCCGCAGCGCUCUCGGCGGCGGCGGCAUGCGCUCGCUUAGACUCGAUCGCCAGGGCAAGUCCUAUGCCCAGAUUGUCUUGUCCACCAUGUUGGUCACCGUGCCUGUCGCCUGGCUCGACCACCACAUCAUGCCCUCGUCGCGCUUCUACCGCAUCGUGACAAAGCUGUGGGACGACGUCUCCGCUCUCGUCCUCCCGCUGCUGCCCGACCAGUCCAACCUCCACGCCUCGUGGUUCCUCGAGACCUGGCUCGCUCCCACAAUCCCGGACCGUAAGCGCCUGCCGCGCCCCACUCUCCUCGCCAACGAGCACAUCGCCAUACUCCUCCGCUCGCUCCUUGCACGCCUCCACCUCUUGCCGUGCCACACCCUCAAGCGCAACAUCGACGCCUCAAUCAUCCCGCACCUCGCUACCUUUGUCACCGUCGCCACAGGCGAUCUCGCCACCCGCCGCACCGGCUUUCGCCCAAACGCCUCCCUCAACUCCGUAGACCUGCCGCCCGUCCACGCCCCGUUUGCCGUCAUCUCCAUGUCUGUCACCUACGACUCCUGCGCCGCCCUCCUCUCCUCCUCCCCCCCCGCAACAGAUGCCACAGGCUCCACCGUCGCCGACAUCCUCGCCCUCUCGCCAGAGGACAUCCACGGCGAGUUCCUCGCCACAGUCUCGCCCUCCGCCAUCCCCGUCAACUCGCCCGUCCGCCUCCGCUCCCCGCCGCGCCCAAAGCCUGCCCCACUCGCCACCCCGCUCACCCCGUCAGCAGAUGCCCACGUCCGCGACACCCUCUUUCGCGAUCCCGCCGCUCCCGCCGCAACAGACUCCAAGCCGCCCGUGCCGGAACGCGACCUCGCCUCCGUCCCGCCAGUUGCCGCCGCCCUCGCCCCGCAGGCCGCGGGCCAGUCCACCCCGCCGCGCCCGCUGCGCUCGCGCUCCUUCGCCGGCGCCGCCCAAGAAGUCGCCUGUGAGCUCCCGCCCGUCUUUGCCAAGCGCAGAGUCAAUCGCAACCGCCGCUCUGUCCCCUCCUCCCUCUCCAUCGCACUCGAGUCGUCAUCCGCCGCAGCGCCCGCCUCCACGACCGUUGCCCAUCCAGCGACACACACGACAGAGCCCUCGUCGCCGCUUCCGGUUCCGGACCCCGCCGUCGCCGUUCCCGCCCGCGUCGUCACCUCGCUAUCCGACAUGGCCAAUCCCGUCACCCCGCCCUUCUCCGUCCUCGCCUCCGCCUCGGGUGGCUCCGUCUCGUCACCGAGAAUGAUUGUCGGCUCCGCCGCCUCGCGGCCCGCCUCACGCCUCACCCCACCCUUUGGCUCCAUCGGCUCGUAUCCGCACGGCGCCGCCUCCCUCUCCUCCGUCGGCUCCUACGGCUCGCUGCCCACAGUCUCACCCUUCAAGUCCACCGUCCACUCGGUCUCGUCCUCGCCAGGCUCGUCGCUCUCCACCACACCCGUCGCCGGCCUCGCCGUCUCCACCUCGCCCGCCCCGUCCCUCUACGGAGCAGGUCUUGCUCCCGCCACCGACGUCCAGCCCGCCUUUGUCGUCGACAACCCGCCACCGCCGCCAACUGCCUCCGAAGACAUCGGCUCCUUUGUGGCCCUUCUUGACCCGCCCGUCGCCGGGAACCGCUCCUCCGUAGGGGAGUCGGUCGUCACCUCCGCCUCUGUCGUGGACUUGUUGGGCGGCUUUGAGGAGCUGUUGAUGGAAAUGGACGAUCCGUAG
This is a messenger RNA of Thecamonas trahens ATCC 50062, 3435 nucleotides long. Its product is annotated as AtuA protein. NCBI's taxonomy places the organism in Eukaryota, Apusomonadida, Apusomonadidae. The coding region runs from base 1 to 3435 and encodes 1144 amino acids. The record is from RefSeq and is a predicted model, not a curated record. The transcript is spliced from 3 exons.